Molecule: messenger RNA, 1728 nt
Organism: Candida tropicalis MYA-3404
Lineage: Eukaryota; Fungi; Ascomycota; Pichiomycetes; Serinales; Debaryomycetaceae
Exons: 1
Coding region: 1-1728 (575 amino acids)
Molecular function (GO): oxidoreductase activity, acting on paired donors, with incorporation or reduction of molecular oxygen; heme binding; monooxygenase activity
Source: RefSeq, a predicted model, not a curated record
AUGCUUCUGAGCAUACCAUGGGAUCAAUCAUUGCUAACGUUGCUAACAUAUCUUGAUACCCAUCCAAUAGCUACGAUAUUCACCAUUAUUUUAACCAUUUUAACAAUUGGAAUUUUAUUUGAUUAUUGUCUAUCACCUAAAGAGAUUGCCAAUAUUUUCAGUAUUCCUGGAGAUUUGCCAUUUAUUGGUCAUUUACAUUUAAUACUAGAUAAUCCAGCAUUGAUUUAUUUAACAUGGUAUAAAUUAUAUAAUAAACUGGUUUUUCAAAUUCGUAUUGGAAAUAAACGUGUAGUUGUUGUUAAUUCAUUUGAUGAUGUUGUUGGAUUAUGGAUAAAUCAUAGUUGUCAAAAUAAUUCAAGACCUUUAAGUUAUACUUUUCAUGGAUUAGUUUCAGCAUUACAAGGUUUUACAGUUGGUUCUACUCCUGCAAGUUUAACAUUUCUGAGAAAGAAGAAAGUUAUUUCACUGUGUUUAAGAAAGAAAGAAAUUGAUGAAAAAGUAUGUCUCAUAGAUAAUGAAAUUUGUGUUAUGAUUAAAGAAAUAAUUAAAAAGAAGGAUAUAUCAACUGAUGUAAAUAUGUUACCUUAUUUACAAAAAUUCAUAUUAAAAACAGCUAUUCUUAUGAGUUAUGGAAUUGAAUUGGAUUGUUAUAAUAAAGAUGUUAAAUUAUGUCAAGAGAUUAUCACCGUGGAGAAUAAUAUCAUAAGAUUAAGAUCACCAAUAUCUAAUCUUCAAGAUUCUGUACCUUUCUUAAGACUAAUACCAUGGUUUAAUAAUCGAGAAUUUGCCCUUCGUUGUGGAAAUAGAAGGAAUAAAUAUAUGGAUCAAUUAUAUAAUAGGUUACAAAAUGGAUUAGCUGAAAAUGAUCCAAAUAUAGCUAAUAGUAUUCUUGGACAAUUAAUUCUUAAUAAUGAUAAUAAUAAUUCUAACAGCUUAACUAGUCAAGAAAUACAAAGUAUUUGUUUAACAUUAGUAAGUGCUGGAUUAGAUAAUACCCCACUUAAUUUGAAUUAUCUUAUUGGAAUAUUAUCACAACCAAGAAUAGGUAAGAUAUUUCAAGAUAAAGCUAUAAAAGAUAUUUUAAAUCAUGCAAAUGGAGAUAUUAUUCAAGCAUGGAAUCAACUGAAUGAAGAAAAUCGAGAUUGUAAAUAUAUUCAAGCUUUAAUUCUUGAAACUUUAAGACAUUUUACAGUAUUACCAUUAAGUUUACCUAGAUUAACUACAAAACCAAUAUAUUAUAAAAAUUUUAUGAUUCCUAAAAAUACUCAUAUGUUUAUGAAUGCAUAUUCUGCAAAUCAUGAUGAAUUAAUAUUCAAAAAUCCAUUUAAAUUUGAUCCAGAAAGAUGGUUAGAUUCAGAAACUAAUGAAAUUAAAUCAAAAAUACUUGCUACUACUUCUUCGUCUUCUUCUUCGACACAUCAUGGUGGUGGAAAUGGAAUAAAUGUACAGAAUUUUCAUUUUGCAUUUGGUGCUGGAUCAAGAAUGUGUUCAGGUUAUAAUCUAGUUAUGAAAGAAAUGUAUAUGAUGAUAAUUAAAUUAUUAUUAUUAUUUGAAAUUAAUCCUCCUGAUAAUAAUAAUAAUAAUGGGAAAUAUUUAAUGGAAAUGAAUCCUUUUGUUAAUAAUCUGAAUCCUAGAGGUACUUCAUUUGAACCACGAAUACAUAAUAUUAAAUUACAAUAUAGAAAACUACCUAAUUAUGAAACUCUACACGAAAUAGUUCUCAAAUAG